AUGCCCUACCCGCGCUGCCAUUCACGGCCGCAGCUGUCAAUCACCGGGUCCCGGCCAGUGAUUACCGGCCAGCAGCCGGUGAUUACCGAGGAUCUCCGACGGGGAGGAGGGCUGCUUUGUUUACUAACAGUCCUCCUCCCUGUAGGCUCGGGCAUACUGCUCUGGAUGGCUAGCAGUGUGCUUACAGUGAAAUACCAACACACCGCCGCCCCAGUGAAACACUCUCAGCACACAGUUAACCCUUUGAUCGCCCCUCAUGUUAACCCCUUCCUGCCCAGUGCCAUUAGUAUAGUGUCAGUGCUUUUUUUUAGCACUGAUCACUGUAUUGGUGUCACUGGAGAUGUCAGUGACACCAAGUCAGUUCUACCCAGUGUCAGAAUGCCCACCGCAGUCCCGCUAUAAGUCGUUG
Molecule: messenger RNA, 409 nt
Organism: Staurois parvus
Lineage: Eukaryota; Metazoa; Chordata; Amphibia; Anura; Ranidae
Source: the annotation of a GenBank genome assembly